AUGAGAAUUAACGCGGUUUGGCAGAUGAUCGGAAUAUCGACUGUUAUUGGCGAGAAUAAACAGGAACUAAGUAAACUUACAGAUGCGAACUUCUUCUGCAAAAACUGGCUCGAAGAAGAUUUAUCUUGCAGACAGUCGAAAAAGAAACACUUCAUCUACCGAGUAUCAAAAAUAUUCAACGAUCUAAGUUGGAGAGUCUCCACUGGUCGAUGCGCGAACAGAAGAUCCAAAAAGAUCCGAAAGAGACGGGAAAGUAGUUCGGGUAAGGGAAAAUAUUUUAUUAAAGAUUACGAUCCGAUGCAAGCUGUCAUUCGAUCGGCAGUACUGGAUCAUGUGACGAGGAUCAGACAGAUGGCAAAGGCCAAGGCGACGGCCUAUAAGACGGUUUCCAAGAGGAAAACCUGUAUCAUUUCAGCCGCAUCAGCGCUGGAAGAUGAAACCGUUGCUUCCUGCUCCAGAUUUCAUCAUCUGAGACGAAGAGUUGAUGGACUUUUCAGAAGAGUCGAUUUCCUGCGCCGCAGAUGUGCUUAG
Molecule: messenger RNA, 531 nt
Organism: Oikopleura dioica
Lineage: Eukaryota; Metazoa; Chordata; Appendicularia; Copelata; Oikopleuridae
Source: the annotation of a GenBank genome assembly